This is a messenger RNA of Stegastes partitus (bicolor damselfish), 1055 nucleotides long. RefSeq names its product ly6/PLAUR domain-containing protein 2. Lineage: Eukaryota; Metazoa; Chordata; Actinopteri; Pomacentridae. The transcript has 5 exons. Bases 36 to 650 code for a protein of 204 amino acids. The record is from RefSeq and is a predicted model, not a curated record.
CCAACUAAAUCUCACUUGUAUCCCACCAUCAAAAAAUGCAUCUCCUCACGCUGAUCCUCGGGACUGUGCUUCUCCCUGAAGCCUUCACCCUGAAAUGUCAUCAGUGCUUCAUGGGAAAUUGCACCAACACUACAGAAUGUCCUUCACAGAGUCUUCAGUGUGGCACAAUCAGAGUCCUGUCCUAUGCAGGUGGUACGAAACUCGCUGAUAUUACCACAAAAGGCUGUGGUCCUGCCGAACAGUGUGUCGAAGGAUCAAUCAACUUUGGACUCGCAAAGACUGUGAUUGCCAGCAAGUGUUGCUCCUCCGAUCUCUGCAACACUGAAGCUGCCCCGGGUGUCGCCCAAUCCUCCCCAAAUGGCAAAAAGUGCUUCUACUGUGAUGGACUAUCGUGCACCGCAACUCUCAACUGUGAAGGGAAUGAGGACCACUGCAUCACAACAACAGUGAAUACAGGAGGGGUAUCGGUGGCUGUGAAGGGCUGUGCUUCCAAGAUGAUGUGCUCAGGUGCUCAAGCUGCUCAGACCAUCGAAGCCAUUGGAAAAGACAGUAGCUGCUGCCAGGGCGACUUCUGCAACAGCGCCACCAGUACAAGUGCUGGCAUUCUGCUCCUGGUGGCACCGCUGAUCUCUCUGGUGUUGUUCUCUUAGUUUUGCACAACCUCAUAGAGCUUGCACUCGUGUAGUUAUUUUUUCAGAUGUGUGACAAAGUAGAAAUUUAGAAAGCAAAAGACAAAAUGUUGUUGCUUUUUGGUCUCCUGCCACAUGCCGUUUGUAAUCUGCUCAUUUUCGUUCUCUUUUUAUUAUUACUGUUAUUUCUUUACACGAUGCCUGUACAUUUAACGACAAGUGACUUGGAUGGUGUUGUGAAUGGCAGCGCUGUUUGUUUUUUGUGUCAUAGUUUAAACAAGGAGAAAGUUGAAAAUAGACUGAUGCACAUAUUGGGUUCUGAGUGCUGUUAGUAACUGACAGAUGUUGUGUUUAGAAAUAUUUUUAAAAAAUGCGUUGAUGUUAUUUGAUAUGAAGCAAACAUAAAUAAAAAUUCUGCUGAAUAUA